GUGCAAUCAUCUCAACAAUUCCAAGCUCGAACCCUAUAAACACUAAUCCGCCGUCUCUGUCAAUGGCGGCCGCUGCUUCCGCCUCCGCCUCCCCACCCAUCACCAACAACACCCCUCUCCGCACCAACCCCAAGCUCAUCUCACGAUCCACUCUUCCAUUCCCCCAUCACUCCACCCCCGCUGCCUCCCGCUCCCGCCGCCCUCUCCUAAUCUCAAGCGUCCUAUCUUCCCCCAAACCCAAGACCCCCGACCACGACUCCCGAUUCGCCCCCGACCAGCCCCGCAAGGGCAGCGACGUCCUCGUCGAGGCGCUCGAGCGCGAGGGCGUCACCGACGUCUUCGCCUACCCCGGCGGCGCCUCCAUGGAGAUCCACCAGGCCCUCACCCGCUCCCACAUCAUCCGCAACGUCCUCCCCCGCCACGAGCAGGGCGGCGUCUUCGCCGCCGAGGGCUACGCCCGCGCCUCCGGCCUCCCCGGCGUCUGCAUUGCCACCUCCGGCCCCGGCGCCACCAAUCUCGUCUCCGGCCUCGCCGACGCCCUCCUCGACAGCGUCCCCAUGGUCGCCAUCACCGGCCAAGUCCCCCGCCGCAUGAUCGGCACCGAUGCCUUCCAGGAAACCCCAAUUGUCGAGGUAACUAGGUCAAUUACCAAGCAUAAUUAUCUCGUCUUGGAUGUUGAUGAUAUUCCUAGAAUUGUCAAGGAAGCCUUCUUUAUUGCCCGAUCUGGUAGGCCCGGCCCUGUUCUCAUCGAUGUUCCCAAAGAUAUUCAGCAGCAAAUGGUGAUUCCGAAUUGGAAUCAGCCUAUGCGCUUGACUGGUUAUCUGUCUAGAUUGCCUAAGCCUCCUAGCAAGAUGUUGUUGGAGCAGAUUGUUAGGUUAGUAUCUGAUUCGAAGAAGCCGGUGCUUUAUGUAGGAGGGGGUUGUUUGAAUUCGAGUGAGGAAUUGAGGAAAUUCGUCGAGCUUACUGGAAUCCCCGUGGCAAGCACGUUGAUGGGGCUCGGUUCCUAUCCUGGUUCGGAUGAGGAUUUUGCCUUGCAAAUGCUGGGAAUGCACGGGACUGUAUACGCAAAUUAUUCAGUGGACAAGAGUGAUUUGUUGCUUGCUUUUGGGGUUAGGUUUGAUGACCGUGUGACUGGUAAGCUUGAGGCAUUUGCUAGUCGGGCUAAGAUCGUUCACAUUGAUAUUGACUCGGCUGAGAUUGGGAAGAAUAAGCAGCCUCAUGUGUCGAUCUGUGGUGAUAUCAAGUUGGCCCUUCAAGGGCUGAAUUCGAUACUUGAGGAGAAUGUGAGGGGUGGUGGUGUUAGUUUCGACUUUGCAGCGUGGAGAGAUGAGUUGAAGGAGCAAAGGAUCAAACACCCCUUGAGUUUCAAGACAUUUGGAGAUGCAAUUCCCCCUCAAUAUGCGAUUCAGAUGCUUGAUGAGUUGACGGGGGGAAACGCUAUCAUUAGCACUGGCGUGGGGCAGCACCAGAUGUGGGCUGCACAGUUUUACAAGUACAAUAGGCCGAGGCAGUGGCUGACCUCGGCUGGUCUUGGCGCCAUGGGAUUUGGUCUCCCUGCAGCCAUUGGAGCUGCUGUCGCGAGACCUGAUGCUGUGGUGGUGGACAUUGAUGGUGACGGGAGUUUCAUGAUGAAUGUUCAAGAGCUGGCCACGAUAAGAGUGGAGAACCUUCCUAUCAAGAUCAUGCUGUUGAAUAACCAGCACUUGGGCAUGGUGGUCCAAUGGGAAGACCGUUUCUAUAAGGCCAACCGCGCUCACACAUAUCUAGGAAACCCGGCAGAUGAGUCACAGAUAUUCCCCAACAUGCUCAAGUUCGCAGAGGCUUGCGACAUACCAGCAGCCCGAGUGAGUAGGAAGGAAGAUCUGAGGGCGGCGUUGCAGAAGAUGCUGGAUACCCCCGGCCCGUACUUGUUGGAUGUGAUUGUCCCUCAUCAAGAGCAUGUGCUGCCUAUGAUUCCCAGUGGGGGCGCAUUCAAAGAUGUGAUCACUGAAGGCGAUGGAAGAACUAAAUAUUGAGCUCGGUAAGGAUAUGCUUCGUAGCAUCUUUGAUCUUAUUUUGUGUUGUUAGUGUUUUUGUAUUUAGGUGAGUUGGAAAGGUUGAGACUUGAAACACAUAUGUUGUCAGCAAGUAUUAUGGUAUAAUGUACUUUGGCUGUAGGGUGUAAUAAAUGCUACUAUCAUGUAUGUAAGAUUUUAGGGGAGCAGCAAUGCAUGGAUUGUUUGUUUUUAAUCUAUAUAUGAUGAAAUGCAUCAAGUUUAGUAAUC
Salvia hispanica is the source of this 2264-nucleotide messenger RNA. RefSeq names its product acetolactate synthase 2, chloroplastic-like. NCBI's taxonomy places the organism in Eukaryota, Viridiplantae, Streptophyta, Magnoliopsida, Lamiales, Lamiaceae. Gene Ontology annotation, molecular function: magnesium ion binding; thiamine pyrophosphate binding; flavin adenine dinucleotide binding. Gene Ontology annotation, cellular component: acetolactate synthase complex. Gene Ontology annotation, biological process: L-valine biosynthetic process. The record is from RefSeq and is a predicted model, not a curated record.